Messenger RNA from Lacerta agilis (Sand lizard), 1757 nucleotides. RefSeq names its product mannan-binding lectin serine protease 1-like. The transcript has 7 exons. The record is from RefSeq and is a predicted model, not a curated record. NCBI's taxonomy places the organism in Eukaryota, Metazoa, Chordata, Lepidosauria, Squamata, Lacertidae. Gene Ontology annotation, molecular function: serine-type endopeptidase activity. Gene Ontology annotation, biological process: proteolysis. Bases 1 to 939 code for a protein of 312 amino acids.
AUGCCGGAAAUCACCCAGUUUAAGGAAGAAAUGUGGUUUGGGGGAAAGAGGGUGGGGAAAGGAAGGGGGUUGAUCAGAGGUGCUCUGCAGGUGGGCAGGGAGGUGUGUGGGAAGCCCAGGUUCUCCAGGAGCCUGCUUGCUCGCAUUGCCAACGGGCGAUACGCCCAGAGAGGGAUCUCGCCGUGGGUCGCCAUGCUGCAGAGGAACGGGCGCCCCUUUUGCGGGGGGUCCCUCCUAGACAACCAUCAGGUCACCAUCUUGGCCCUUUCUUGUUCCCCAGGAAACAGGUGGAUCGUGACGGCCGCUCACUGUCUCCACCAUGAACUCGACCUGGAGAAUCCUGUCCUCCGAAGCUCCGACGUGAUCAGCCCUUCGUCGUUCAAGGUGAUCCUAGGGAAACACAGAACCCAAAGGGAAGAUGACACAGAGCAGCAGCUGCAGCCCCGAAGAAUCUCCAUCCACCCAUCUUACAAGGCGCCCACCUUUGAGUAUGACAUCGCCCUGGUGGAACUGUCUGAAGAGGCCAGGAUGAAUGAUUACGUGAUGCCCGUUUGCUUUCCAGACAGAGCCUACCCCAAAGACACCAUGGUCAUCGUCAGUGGUUGGGGGAAGCAGUUCCUGCAACGUCUCCCAGAUGCCCUGAUGGAGAUUGAGAUCCCAUUGACAGACCACGCAGUGUGCAAAGAAGCCUAUCGCAAGCUGCAGAAGGUCGUGACGGGAGACAUGAUCUGCGCUGGAGAAAGACAAGGAGGAAAAGAUGCUUGCAGCGGAGACUCCGGAGGCCCCAUGGUCACUCUGAACAACCAGACUGGCCAGUGGCAGCUCAUAGGGACAGUGUCUUGGGGCGAUGGGUGUGGCUUGAAUGACCGCUAUGGAGUGUAUUCCAACGUCCUCCUGACUCUGCCUUGGAUUAAGCAGGUCACAAGAUUGCAAUACUGAAGUCUCCAAACCGUACGAAGAACCCAAAAAAAAAAGAUUUCAGAAUCUUGCUGUCUUCAAAAAGUCUAUCAUUGAAAAGCCUGGAUCAAAGUGGUUUGGGGAAGUUUGGUUUGUGAAAGCCUUUUAAAAAAUGUGCAUGUCUUCUGCAGCACGCAGUCGUGCUUGGGAAGAAAGUCUGUUAACAAGGACUCAAAAUAAAUCUCAGGGGAAAUGCAUGGCGUGGCAGCUGGAGACACAUUUGUGGUGGGGAGGGAUUGCUGCUAAAUGAAGGAGCACGUUGUGCGCAGGUGGUUUUUAAUUCAAUCCCCAUCAUUCCUAUCCAAAAGCACCUUGGGUACCAGGUCUGCAGAAGACUCCUCUACCUGAACCCCCGAAGAGCUCCCGUGAGUUGGGGCAGACUGGGAUAGAUUGGCCCAGUGCCUAACUGGAGAGAAGGCAUCCAUGAUUUCACAGAUCUGGGGUGGAGAACCUGUAAUGUUCUUGGACUUCAACUCCCAUCAGCCGAAGCCAUCAAGGCCAAAAGUCAAGGAUGUUGGGAGCUGGAACCCAGCAAGGUUCUCCAUGCCUGGAACAGAUAGAAGAAAAGGGCACCAUCCAAAAAUCUCAGGGACUUGCUGGAAAUACCACUGUUUUGUUUUUGUUUGUUUUUUUUAAAUCUGUUAAGACCUGCUUUUGAUUCACUUUGUUUUCUUGCAUUGGGUACAUACAUUCUCAGGGCUUUGUGUAAUGCUCCCUAAAAAUAAUUAAACUCCUGCAACAAGAUAAACCAAAUUCUGCAGCCUCCGCCAAUGAUACAGAUGGAGAAAACAUGCAAUUUG